AUGACUCAGACUCUUCUCGAAUGUCUCCAGUUGGAGGGCUGCAAGCUUAAUCACCUACCGGAGACCAUCAGAGGGGCCGUAAAACUGCGUAGACUCUACCUUGCAGAUAAUUAUUUUCGGGAUAUUCCUCGAAUUCUUUGUGAAAUUGGUGGAAAUCUGACUCACUUGGAUCUUUCACGGAAUCCCCUCGACACGAACUGUCUGAAUUUGAGUAGAGAGGUGGGCGCUCAUUCAUUCAUGCCAAUCAACUCUACCGAGAGUAACCCGGCCCAGACAACGGGACCACGAGCCAAAGCGGGAAGACGCAAAGAGCGGACUCAGUAUCAGCUGCUCUCGGACUUUGGAAUUCGGCUAGGCAAUCUGACGGUACUCAAGCUAAGCGCCUGCCAGCUGACGAGCCUGGCUCCAGGCGCUUUUCGUGGAUUGAUCAAGAUCAAACAACUCGAUCUGAGCAAAAACAUGGCAAGUUUAAUUCGCAAUCCUCUCCCUUCGGGUCCUAUCAGUGUCCCCUCUUACUACGUAGGAUGUUUCUCUUUACGGCCUGUUUCAGUGGUUUCACGCCAUCGCUGCCACCGUAUCCGUGCUAUUCAAGGCACCAUGUUCUACACCCUGCCCCAAGACUUUGCUAGCACGGAUACACCAGCCUUACUAAACAAGUCCCUAAAGCCUGAAUUCUUAUUUGGCAUGGCAACCUAA
This is a messenger RNA of Protopolystoma xenopodis, 696 nucleotides long. NCBI's taxonomy places the organism in Eukaryota, Metazoa, Platyhelminthes, Monogenea, Polystomatidea, Polystomatidae. The record is from the annotation of a GenBank genome assembly.